Messenger RNA from Cannabis sativa, 2004 nucleotides. RefSeq lists its product as uncharacterized. Lineage: Eukaryota; Viridiplantae; Streptophyta; Magnoliopsida; Rosales; Cannabaceae. Bases 1 to 2004 code for a protein of 667 amino acids. The transcript is spliced from 2 exons. Gene Ontology annotation, molecular function: protein dimerization activity. The record is from RefSeq and is a predicted model, not a curated record.
AUGGUGAGUGUGAGUCAAUUGAGUAACAAAGGAACUAAAGAUUGGAGGCAUCUAGGUGAUAAGUUAAAGAAUCACGAAACAAGUAAUGAUCACAUACUUAACAUGAGUGCUUGGAUUGACUUAGAAUUGAGACAAUCGAAAAACAAAACAAUUGAUAAAGAUGCUCAAGAAAGACUUAAUAAAGAGAAAGAGCAUUGGAGGAAUGUUUUAGUAAGAAUAAUUGCAAUUGUCAAAAAUUUAGCUAAAAAUAAUUCGGCCUUUCGAGGAUGUAAUGAAAAGAUCUAUCAAGAAAAUAAUGGAAAUUUUUUAAGCUUAAUUGAAAUGAUUGCUGAAUUUGAUCCAAUAAUGCAAGAACAUGUUCGACGUAUUCAAAAUAGUGAAAUUCAUAAUCAUUAUUUGGGACAUAAUAUUCAAAAUGAGUUGAUACAAUUGUUGGCAAGUGAAGUGAAAAAUACAAUUUUAAAAAAGAUCAAAGAAGCUAAAUAUUUUUCAGUUUUACUUGAUUGUACUCCUGAUGUAAGUCAUCAAGAACAAAUGUCUCUCAUAUUGAGGUGUGUUGAUAUUUCAUCUAAUCCAAUAAGAGUAGAAGAAUAUUUUUUGGGAUUUUUGAAUGUGGAGGAUACUUCGGGGAAAGGUCUUUUUGAUGAACUUACAAAAGAAAUUGAAAAUUUGAAACUUGACAUUAAUGAUAUACGAGGGCAAAGGUAUGAUAAUGGAUCUAACAUGAAAGGAAAGUACAAAGGUGUACAAAAAAGAUUAUUAGAUAUAAAUCCUCGAGCAUUAUAUACACCUUGUGGUUGUCAUAAUCUUAAUUUAGUGAUUUGUGAUGUUGCUAAUUCUUGUGUUAAAGCUAUAUCAUUUUUUGGUGUUUUACAACGCAUAUAUUCAUUAUUCUCUUCUUCAACCAAACGAUGGACAAUAUUGAAAAAUAAUAUAACUAAUUUGACUGUGAAAUCAUUGUCUCAAACUCGUUGGGAAAGUCACAUUGAAAGUGUUAAGGCAAUUAUAUCACAAACUCCAAACAUAAGAGAUGCUUUGUUUGAACUUGCAGAAAUAAGUGAAGAUCCAAAAAUAAAAAGUGAAGCUACAAGUCUAGUAAAUUAUGAAUUAGAGAAUUUUGAAUUUUUAUUAGGCAUGACCAUUUGGUAUGACAUUUUAUUUCCUAUAAAUUCAAUAAGUAAACAUUUACAAAGUAAAAACAUGGACAUUGACAAGGCUAUACAAGAUUUAAAUGAUCUCAUUUCUUAUUUUGAAGAUUAUAGGGAAAAUGGAUUUGUAACUGCUAUGAAUUCAACUAAGAAAAUUGCAAGUGAGAUGGGAAUAGAGCCUAAAUUUUCUGAAAAGCGAUUAAUUCGUAGGAAAAAGCAAUUUGAUGAAAAUGUUGAUGUUGAUGUAAUUAAAUCUGCUGAAGAAUCAUUUCGAAUUGAUUAUUUUCUUUACUUGAUUGACCAAAUUAUUUGUUCACUUAAAACUAGAUUUGAACAAUUUCAAGUGUAUGAAAAUAUUUUUGGUUUUUUGUUUAGCAUGAAGAAACUGAAAGCAUUGGAUGAAGAUGAUCUAAAAGACCACUCUUUAAAUGUUGAGGAUGUUUUAAAAUUCAAUGGAUUAUCUGAUAUUGAUGGUUUAGAUUUGUUUUCAGAAUUGAAAGUGUUGAAGAAAAUUUUUCCAAAUGAAAAUAGUAACUCAAUUGAAAUACUUGAUUACAUAAAAAAAGUUGAUUCUUUUCCAAAUGCAUUUAUUACUUACAGAAUAUUACUAACCAUUCCAGUAACAGUUGCUUCAGCAGAGAGAAGUUUUUCAAAAUUGAAAUUGAUAAAAUCAUAUUUAAGAUCCACUAUGUUGCAAGAACGAUUGAGUGGGUUAGCUAUACUGUCUAUCGAAAAUAAAUUGCUAAAUAAACUUCAUUACGAUGACUUGAUUAGCAAAUUUGCAUCUCAAAAAGUUUUGCGGCUUGAAGAUUGUUCGUUGCGUGAAAUAUGGAGAAAAAAGUCGCUUGUUAAAUAG